Myotis lucifugus (little brown bat) is the source of this 1818-nucleotide messenger RNA. RefSeq names its product iroquois homeobox 5 (gene IRX5). Gene Ontology annotation, cellular component: nucleus. Lineage: Eukaryota; Metazoa; Chordata; Mammalia; Chiroptera; Vespertilionidae. Gene Ontology annotation, biological process: neuron differentiation; regulation of transcription by RNA polymerase II; cell development. The record is from RefSeq and is a predicted model, not a curated record. Gene Ontology annotation, molecular function: DNA-binding transcription factor activity, RNA polymerase II-specific; RNA polymerase II cis-regulatory region sequence-specific DNA binding.
AUGCCUUCCCUCCCCUUGCUCUCUCCCGCCUGGCGCCUGAAGCGCAGCCACCCGGGCUGGAAGCGAGGAGCCGCCGCCGCUGCCCGGACCUCUCGGGGUGGAAGGCCCGACCGCGGUGGUCGGAUCCGCACACCCGGGACCAACGUGACCCGGCACCCUGGGGCCCACGGGCUCUGCGCCCACCAGCGGAAGCCGGAGUUUGGGCCUCGCCGCCCCGCAGACCCCGGGGCGCGGGGACACUGUCCUCCGGUCGCCCCGGUGGCAGUGGGGACCGUGGCCCACUCUCACCUUCUUCUUUCUGCCUGUUGCCUGCAGGGUUCUCCCUACGACCACACGCCGGGCAUGGCGGGCUCCUUGGGGUACCAUCCCUACGCGGCGCCCCUGGGCUCCUACCCUUGGGACCCCGCGUACCGCAAGAACGCCACGCGGGACGCCACCGCCACGCUCAAGGCCUGGCUCAACGAGCACCGCAAGAACCCCUACCCCACCAAGGGCGAGAAGAUCAUGCUGGCCAUUAUCACCAAGAUGACCCUCACCCAGGUGUCCACCUGGUUCGCCAACGCGCGCCGGCGCCUCAAGAAGGAGAACAAGAUGACGUGGACCCCGAGGAACCGGAGCGAGGACGAGGAGGAGGAGGAGAACAUCGACCUGGAGAAGAACGACGAGGACGAGCCGCAGAAGCCCGAGGACAAGGGCGACCCCGCGGGCCCCGAAGCAGGAGGAGCGGAGCCGAAAGCGGCUGCGGGCUGCGAAAGGCUGCAGGGGCCGUCCACCCCCCCCAAACUGUGGUCUCUGGCCGAGAUUGCCACAUCCUCGGACAAGGUCAAGGACGGGGGCGGCGGGAGCGAGAGCUCUCCAUGCCCACCUUGCGCCGGGCCCAUCGCCGCGCAGGCUCUCGGAGGCAGCCGCGCCUCGCCGGCCCCUGCACCGUCACGCUCGCCCUCGGCGCAGUGUCCCUUCCCGGGCGGGACGGUCCUGUCCCGGCCUCUUUACUACACGGCGCCCUUCUAUCCGGGCUACACGAACUAUGGCUCCUUCGGACACCUUCACGGUCACCCUGGGCCCGGGCCAGGCCCCACAACUGGUCCAGGCUCGCAUUUCAAUGGAUUAAACCAGACGGUGUUGAAUCGAGUGGACGCUUUGGCUAAAGAUCCGAAAAUAUUGCGGAGCCAGUCCCAGCUAGACCUGUGCAAAGACUCUCCCUAUGAAUUGAAGAAAGGUAUGUCCGACAUUUAACGCGGGGCUGCGUCGGUCCCGGACUUUCCUAAUUUAUUUAAAAAAACAAAAAAACAAACACAUGGCCUUGGCAGUUAUUUUUCCAUCAACAAGAGAGAAAAAACUACCCCUCCUAUUAAAAAGUUUAUAGUUGAUGGAGAUGGAUGACAUAAAAAUGUAAACAUCUCCACACACACACACACACACACACACACACAAAUGUCUUAACCCACCGAAAAGUUAAAAUAAGGAUUUGUAUUAAAUCUUAUUCUGUAUAUUUAAUGUAGCAUUUUGUAUUUAAAUUGAUAACUCAAUAUCUUUGAAGUAAAUUAUGAAAUUAAGACACCUAUACAGGCAUCUAAUGGUUUUUUUGUAAUAUAAGUAUAUCCAUUUGUGUCCCACCCCCCCAAAAAAAACUGUUUCAUAGUUUAAAAAUACAAGUUUAAUUUAAUUUUUUUACACCUAUUGAUUUUUUUCUGGGUAUGAGCUAAAGUAUUAUUACAGAAAGGAAUCAGGUUAUACUCUUAGAUUUAAAAAGUAAAAAGAAACUGCAGCCGCCUUUGUAAAAUGCAAAGUAUUUAAUUAAAAGAGAUUUUAACAUAA